AAUGCCACCUAUACCAGAGGCUGCCCGUAUAGGGGAGCCAAUUCAGAUAAUUACCACCAAUACUGAAAGUGAUGACCAUUCCUUUGAAUUAAACUUUGAAGCCUUGGACAAGCUUCUUCUUGAUGAGAAUGUUCGAGAUAAGAAGGUGUGUGUCGUCUCAGUCGCUGGAGCUUUCAGGAAAGGGAAGUCGUUCCUCCUUGAUUUCAUGCUCAGAUAUCUAAACAACCAGGGAUCAAGUGAUUGGCUAGGACCAGGAGACCAGCCAUUAGCUGGGUUUUCAUGGAGAGGAGGUUCUGAGAGAGAGACUACAGGGAUCUGGGCUUGGAGUAAAGUAUUCUUGUGUCCUGGUCCUAAUGGUGAAGAGGUUGCAGUGAUUUUAAUGGACACACAAGGAGCAUUUGAUUCUGAAUCAACAGUCAGAGAUUGUGCUACAGUGUUUGCUCUUAGUACCAUGACCAGCUCUGUUCAGGUUUAUAACUUGAGUCAAAAUAUCCAGGAAGAUGAUCUACAUCAUUUACAAUUGUUUACUGAGUAUGGAAGACUAGCCAUGGAGGAAGAGAAUCCUCAAGCAAAACCAUUCCAGUCUCUGAUGUUCCUGGUUCGUGAUUGGAGCUACCCAUAUGAAUAUGCCUUCGGGGAAAGUGGAGGUUCCAAGUUACUUGACAAGAAAUUACAUCAAUCAGCCAAGCAUAAAGAGUUACAAGAUGUUAGACGUCAUAUUUCCAGCUGCUUCAAGAGACUUGGCUGUUUCUUAAUGCCCCAUCCUGGUUUAGCUGUGGCUACCAAUCCAAAGUUUGAUGGUAGAUUAGCAGACAUCAGUGAAGAAUUCAAGACCCAUCUGCAGGAAUUAGCCCCUCUUCUUCUAUCAAAAGACAAUCUGAUAGUCAAGGAGAUCAAUGGAACUAAGGUUACAUGUCGAGCACUUCUAGAAUACUUCAAGGCUUAUAUCAAUAUCUAUCAAGGGGAUGAAUUGCCUGAACCCAAGACUAUGUUACAGGCGACUGCUGAGGCUAAUAACUUGGCUGCAGUAGCAAGUGCAAAGGACAAAUACACAAAGGAUAUGGAACAGGUGUGCGGAGGUGACAAGCCAUACCUGAGCCCCGAUGAGCUUGAGAAGAAACACAUUCAAAUCAAGGAAGAGGCCGCUAAUCAGUUCAAAGAAGUACGCAAGAUGGGAGGGACAGAGUACAGCAAGGAGUAUGAGGAUCGUCUGUUAGCUGAAAUGGAAGAGUCUUAUGAACAGUACAUCAAACACAACGAUAGCAAGAACCUGUUCAAUGUAGCACGAACCCCUAUCACCCUUGUCACCACCAUUCUUGCUAUGUACAUCCUAUCAGGAUUAUAUGGACUUAUAGGCAUCUACUCCUUGUCAAAUCUCGCCAACAUGCUGCUAGGUUUUGCCAUCUUUCUCCUCUGUACGUGGAGUUAUGUCCGUUAUAGUGGCCAGUGGGUUGAAGUUGGAACUUGGAUUGAUACCGGAACAGAAUUUGUUUGGAUUUAUGUGUAUGGCCCCCUAUACAAAUAUGUAACAGCUAAUAAAGCGAGUACCAAACCAAGAGGAACUCAAGCCGAGAAAAAGACCAAAUAAAACUUUCAUCAAAGCCGUAUGCUCUUUCUUUAAACACUCUUCUGUUUGGAUGUUCAAAUCAGCUUUGCUCCUCAAGGAAAUGACAGCAACUUAUUACUUUACACUAUGUUGAUGCACCGCUUAAAAGCUGAAGGAAUAUUAUGACAGAUAUACAAUGAAAUGACUAGAUUGGAACAUAUUAGGUGGAUAUGAUGUAAAGUACUUGGAUCACUACUGAAUGAUUGUGGAACAUGUGGGACUACAACAUCAGAAGUGAAGGAGAUGACAGUACUUGGGUGAUACACCGAUAUGAUAAUCAAGGAUUUAACUGAAUUAAUUGCUUCUACAGGAAUAUAUGUAUGGAUGGUGCAACGUCAAUGGAUCCUUAUUAACAACAUGUCUGUGAUUACAAGACUAAUCCAUGAACAUAUGUGCUUGUGACCUUACUAUGACUUCUCAAUUUGCAAUAUCUGGGAGAUGACAAGUUUGAUACAGCAAGCAACUGAAAUGAAAAGUUAUGAGUGGAUAGUUGUCUAUUUGUUUGCUGCUGAAAAAAUACCAAAUGUCAUUUUGUGUUGUUUGUGUACUUUCUGUGCUAUUGUUUUUGUUUUUGAUCAAGUCAAUAAUUAAUUGACAAGGCAUCUCACCCUUUCAAAUGCAAUUAUUAGGAAUAGAAUAUAAAAUUAAUGAAAGGUAUAAAGACAAUUUCACAUUGACUACAACAUUUGAUUCUAGUGUGUUCUUCAUUUUUUACCAUAUUAGAUUUCGAUAAUUUCUAGUCAAGGUAACAAUGAUUCAUGUCAAUGAACGUCACUCAAUAUUGAUGAAAAUAAAGUCAUAAUUUAUUUCUUUAUUAUCAUGCAUCAGCAAUGAUAAGUGAAGGAUGCAGCUGUUGUAACUGCUCGCACAUACAUUCUGCAUAGUGAAAACUUUGCACAAAAUGCACAGGAAUGAUGUAGGACCUCGGUGUUGUAAGAAAAUUGAAUAGAAAAUUGUAAUUUUCCCUAUUUGAAUCACAUCCUCCCAACCUCUGCAAACUUGCUUUGCAUACUGAAAACUGCACCGGAGGAAUACAAAGAAAGUUAUAAACAAAUGAUUUAGAGGGAAUGAAUGAAUAACUGAUAAACAGCAGUAUUAUCUGAUCAUUGAAUGUAGUAUAAUGAAAUCUUAAGCUGCCUUUCAUCUCCAGACAGUGUACAAUUAUCCAGACCAGUGUAGUAUUGCAAUUACAAUUUUAUGUUAUAUCCAAGAUUUUCAUUGGACAAGUAUAGCCAUCAUAUAUUACCUCUUGAGCAUAGAUAUAUACUUAAUAAUAUCUGUAUGAAUUUUCAAGUAAAGAGAUUAUUUUCUCUUUCCUCUGCCCCUAUAAGAAAAUGCAUGAGUAUUCAUUCUGGAAUCAGGGAUAAAGCCAGUGGUUUGUUACAUUUCAUAAAGUUUGGAAUUUGAUACAGAAUAUGAUGAUGACAAGUCUACUUAUGGUACCGAAUGAUUUCUUGACCCGGUUAUAUAUUAUGCAGAUGUCAAUGUAGUGGAUAUGGUGUAUUGAUUUCUUUCUUUAACUUUCGUUCAAAUAUUUUAGUCAAGAUAGUUUUAUUUUCAAAAUUCAUUAAAAGUUUUUUUCAUUUUCUUCAGGAUAAAUACAUGGAUAAGUUUCAUCCAAUAUCUUGAAUUCUAGCUAGAUGAUAGUUUGUCUUGAAGGUCUCAGUUUACUAAAAAAAAAUUGUGUACGUAGAUCACGCCAUGACCAUAUUCUUCAUUCACAUUUUCAUUGUGCAUAGGAAAUAACUGGGUGAUGGGUGACUUUACUCUUUGCUAGCCCCUAACAAAUAAAAAUAGCCCCAAGCCCGAAAAAAGGGGCUAUUUCAAGUAAUCACUGAAUUUUGAGCGUGUUAGGUACUCAAAUGGAAAGGGAGAUAUAGUUUAAACUGACAAAAUUCAACUUACAUGUACAUGACUUUACAAAGAAACUUCACUACUGGAAAUGAAACAGAAUCAUUGUUGUGUUUUAUUAAUCUUAAGAUGAUACAUUCCUUGGAUAAUGUAAAUCAACUUUUAUCAUUACCCGGUCUGCAUAUAGUUAAUAAUUUAAGAUAUGAUUCAUUCCUUCUAGGGGUUAGCAAUCUUUAAGAUUUAAAAUCUCAUUUAAUCUAUUUGAGUUGAUACCACUGGGUCAUUUUUAAUGCUUUUGAGUUUGGCAAAUAUUUAUUUUUGAUUCAUUCUUUUUAGUAUGAUAAAUCACAUUUAAAUGAAUCUUUAUUGUAAAUCAUUCUCAUUAGCAUCCAUGUAGCUUUUCUCUUUCAUUUAGAUCUCAAUAUCAUAUUAAAAACAAAUGUUUAAAAUAUUCAUUUAUGCCUAUUUGAAAAUGACUCCCAUUAGCUCUCUUCGUUAGAUGAAGAACCUUUUUAUUUGCGGGAGUGAAUAUAUGCUACGUCGAUCUUACUUUUUUAUCAGUCUAAUAUAUUUGGUUUCGGUGUUGCAAUAAAAUUGCAUGUCAUGAAUGUGAAAAUUUAUAUGGUCUAGAAAGUGAUAAAUUGAACAGAUCACUAAACAAUAUUAUAGAAGAAAGCAAGAAUCAUAUGUGCUGAACAAUUUUUUUUUCUUGCCACCCAGUGCUAUGAUUAAAAAUGUCACUGACUGGAAAUCUGCAUUCAAACAAAGAUUUUUUUUAUUGCAGCUCAGGAUUUGUUGUCAUUGUUGUUUUUGUGGAGAUGUUUACAGUAUUUUUGGCUGUGAAUAGCUUAAAUAGUGAAAGACCAUUAUUUUGGAAUAGUUCUUCAGCUUUCGCUCUAUAUGAUUCCCCUUCAUGCCCCAUUUUUCCAACCUUACAUGAGCAUAUCUUGUGAAAGAGCAAUAUGAAUCACUACUUUAUUGAAUGUAACGUUUGGUCGUUGUGUGUAAAAUACAUCAUUAACAGUGAAUACCUGUAUGUUGAGACAUUGAUGUACAAUUACUUGUAUGUCAGACAUGGGUAUAUACAAUGGCACCAAUGUCAAUGCAUGUAAGACACUGGUGUUCAGUGGCACCUGUUUAUACUGAUAUUAUAUGACACCAUUGUCAGUGUGUAGAGAUAUUGGUGUAAAAUGACAUGUGUGAAGACCACACAAAGGAGGUAUGUGGACAUAAUCAUUAAUGUAUGCUCUUGAUUCAAUAAGAAAUUGUAUUCAAGGAUCACUUAGCCAGGUUUACAUGUACAUGUGCUUCUAUUCUAAGUGGAGUUCAGCAGCUAUGAAUAUGUGAGUGAAAUCUAUACUUUUCAGAUGGAUGUAAACCAACUUUCCCAACGUCACCUUUGUAUUCCUUCUAAUCAUUACCACCCAGUUUCAUGCAUCAUGUCAUUGAUAACAGGUUCUAGAAAUUAAUCUGCCCCUUUCCAGUCAAAUUAUAUUAGUUUCAGUAGUUUUUAGCAAUGACUUGUAACUAAUGAGGUCUAUUACACUGGGCAAGUAUUUAUAUGAUUACCGUACACAUAAUUGAUAACUGAUUUGUAAUUUACCCAUACACUUAUGGUGUGGAGAUUCAAGCUUGAAAUGUAGGGGGGUGUUGAUGUAAUGUUGCCCCCCCCCCCCCAUUGAAUAGAGUGAUUUCAAGGUUGCCCACUGCAAGAAUGUAAUAUAGAAAAAGUACAAAUUGGUGUCAUUCAUUUUGUAUGAAAUCCUUUCUACUGCACUUUAUACAUGUGACUUUCCACAUUCAGUUUUAUACCAGUGAUGAAACAGAUUAUAUACACGUCGGUCUUUUCUCCAUAUUAAGCAUCCCAUUGUCUGUCUGAAAGUGAUUUAUGCUUUUUCCUGUAAAAAAAAAUCCCCAUAAUUUAUGACACAUUCCACAGAGGGCUAGUGUUGGAAAUAAUUGUGUGUUUGUUUGUAGUAAUUAUGAUUUUUCAGAGCAUAUAUUAAGGCUUAGCCAAAAUGAAAAAAAAAAGAAUUUAUAACUUGUAGAAGUGCAUCUAUAAUGGUAAUAAUAAUGUUGCCCCAAUUCUAUAAAUACGCUGUUACAGACAUAAUGUGGUGAGUUGAUGUGGGUGUAUACAAAAUAUAUAUGUUUAAUAUGCUAUAUGUUGUCAUUAAUGUGACUUUAUAAUAAGAUUAUAUGGAUGAAGUGGGGGAAAAGCAGUUCAUGAAACUUUGUCCUGAACAUUUGGAUGUGGAGUACAAAAAUGUCAAUUGGUCAUUGUUUUCUUAUGAAGCUUUCAAUCAACUAAAAACAAACCUGAAUUCAUUGUCUAUGAAAAAUAAACCAUUACAAAU
Messenger RNA from Lytechinus variegatus (green sea urchin), 5814 nucleotides. Its product is annotated as atlastin-2-like. The record is from RefSeq and is a predicted model, not a curated record. Lineage: Eukaryota; Metazoa; Echinodermata; Echinoidea; Temnopleuroida; Toxopneustidae. Gene Ontology annotation, biological process: endoplasmic reticulum organization; protein homooligomerization. The transcript has 12 exons. Bases 2 to 1588 code for a protein of 528 amino acids. Gene Ontology annotation, molecular function: GTPase activity; GTP binding.